AUGUCCUCUGCCUCCUCUUCAACUACUACGCUCCCAGAGCAACGCCCAGAAGCCGAUCCACUACCCAGAAAGGUCGGCGAACUGGGAUAUAUCGCCCCAAUAUCGCCCAAAUCUCCAGAAAUGCAGCCAGAACCUACAGAUACGGCUGAUGGGCAGCCAACGAUGCCCGCUCGACACCCCGCGGACCACGACGGCGCUGCCUCAACCAGCACCCCAGCCGCUGGCGCAUCUGAAUCCCCAAAUGCGAAUCAGAAUACAAAUGGAAGUGGAAGCUCCGUUAAGAGCCGUUGGUCGCUUGGAGGAGUGUCGCCCUUGACGCUCUUCCGCAUCAUUCUGCUCACCCUCUUCCUUAUGGGCACAGUCGUUGCCUGGGUCAUUACUGUUACUCGCUUUGUGGGUAAAGAUUCGCUCAAUCUCGACGACGAUAAUUCCGCUGGAUCUGGCUCAAGCUCAGACGACGACGGCGAUAAAAAUAACAAUAAUGGUAGCAUGCCAGUAUUCACUUCAAUGGUGAUUGUGCAUGUCUCCUUUACGGUUGUUGUCCUUGUCGAGCUCCUCUUCCUCGAGCGCUCAGUCUACCACGCCCGUGCAGAACGAUACCUCUUCAAGCAUGGCAUGCCUCGAGGUGCGACGGGUGCAUCUGCAUUUAUUGGAAUUGCUCCGUGGAACAGGCCGCCCCUGCCCACCUAUGCCGCUGCUCUUGCGGAAAGUGGAGUGGGAACUGGCGAUGUCGAGGAUAAUUUGAUUGCUAUUGCACCACCUCCGGCGUACGGAAAUACCCGCGGCUCAGUGCUGCUCCUUUCCGGUCACUUGCGAGACAGUCUCGUCCGCACCUUGAGCAGAAUCUCGCAGGAAGGACAAUCGGAAGAUACUCACAGCGCCACCCCUCGCCAGAUGGAGGAAGGAGAGCGCAGCCGACCUAUCAGCUACGACGCAUCGGAGGAAGUCAACAAUGCCAGGCAGGCAAUGGAACUCGAAGCCGCGCUCUCAAGACUCGAGAAUACCACAGGGCGUACCGGAGCAUAA
Serendipita indica DSM 11827 is the source of this 1026-nucleotide messenger RNA. Lineage: Eukaryota; Fungi; Basidiomycota; Agaricomycetes; Sebacinales; Serendipitaceae. The record is from the annotation of a GenBank genome assembly.